This is a messenger RNA of Bactrocera tryoni, 1512 nucleotides long. RefSeq lists its product as uncharacterized. The record is from RefSeq and is a predicted model, not a curated record. Bases 1 to 1512 code for a protein of 503 amino acids. The transcript is spliced from 2 exons. NCBI's taxonomy places the organism in Eukaryota, Metazoa, Arthropoda, Insecta, Diptera, Tephritidae.
AUGCUUGCCAAGGCGCUCAAUCGCAUACGACAAAAACGUAUAAUACUCAUCGCAACUGAGCCUGACCUUAAGUCGAAACGCGAUGAGUACCUAUCGCAGCUUUUCCAAUUGUGCGAAGUAGAAAAAAUGCUUAACGUGGUUGCAAUCCCUGUUGAUUUUCCUCAGACCAAAGUUUUUUACAGCUAUACAAUUUUUCCGAAAUUUCAUUUAGAAGAGAAAACGUUCGGUUCCGGUGGUGUAGAGGUUUUUCCGCGUCGCUUGAAAAAUCUACAUGGAUAUGGCAUACGCUCAAUGCCCGAUCAAAUCCUACCGCACUCAUUUGCGUACGAGCUGGACGGACGUGUACAAGUCGGAGGUUAUUUAGUGAAAGUUUUGCAAACAUUCGCAACAAGCAUAAAUGCAACACUAUUCUAUCCGUUACCAAUAAAAAUAAAUAAUUACGAUCCAGUGGGCGUGGCCAAAAUGUCGCACGACAAUGUGAUCGAUAUACCCAUUUCCAGCAAGUUUUUGUUGAGAAUGCAAGAUUUAAAUGAGGGGUCGAGCCCUUUUGCUAUCAGCGAUGUUUGUCUGAUGACACCAAUAAAGUGGUACCGCACAAUACAGAGUUUUUACGAAGCAUACGCGGAUAAAACAUAUUUUCAAAUUAUUAUAGUCAGCACUAUUAUGACAUGGACCUUGUGCUAUUGCUGUCGAUGGUUGCAAUACAAGCUAGAUGGCAGGCCUUACCAUGAGACCGUACUGUCGGCGUUCACUGAUCCAAAUUAUCUUGCCAGCCAUUUUGAGUUGGGCAAACCUGCUAGAUUACCACGUUUGGUUACUUUGCGAGUUAUAGUUGUUAUCUCCAUGCUAUGGACUUUAUGUGUCUACACCCAUUUUUCGGCAAAUCUUAAUACAUUUGUGACUAAGCCAGCUACGGUACAGAAUCCAAAGAAUUGGGAUGACUUCAACAGACAUGAUUUCAAAAUAUUGAUCAGUGCGAACGUUUACAAAUAUAUGUUUAAACUUUGUGGCGACUUUUGCGAAAAUACAGAGCAAUCCUGGGUGUUUGUGGAUACAUUGGAUGAAUUUCAUCAUGCGUUCUAUAAUUUGAAUAACAACUAUGCGUAUCCUGUCGAUCUAUUUUUUUGGCAUUUUGUCGAACUGAAAAUGCGUUCGUUAAAGCAACCCGUUUUUCGUUUAUCUGAUAUGUGUUUGAGAAAACGUCUCUUACGUGCUAUACAUUUGCCCGAAAACUCAAUUUUCAAAGAACAUUUAAACCUAUUCCUGACCAGAUGUGCUGAUCAUGGCCUAUAUAAGGUUUGGCUUGAUUCAACGCAUUUUGAAAUGGAAAAGUUAAAGAUCUAUAGCAAGAUUAACACAACUGAACAUUUGACACGACCGCUGGAUUUGGCCUACUUUUCAAUAUUGUGGAAAGUGAAAAACUCGUACACAUUAACGAUUGAGGCGAUGGCGGGGCCAACACACUCAACGCAACUAGCGCCUACACAACUACAACAACAGCAACAGCAGUAA